UAAAAGAACACCAGUCACCCGUCCGUUCUUUCAUCUUUUUGCGCAAACCUUUCAAACACAUACCAUACCAGGAUCAUUAAUUCUGAACUGUCCGGGCACCAUGGCAGUUCAAGUCGACAUACCCAAAUCAGAGGCGUCUCGCGCCGAGGGUAAUACGGCUUUUAAAAAGGGCAAAUGGGUUGAAGCUAUCGGGCACUACACCAACGCUGUCAUCUACAACCCGGAAGAUCCGGUAGCGUACUGCAACAGAGCUCAAGCGUUCCUCAAGUUAGAAAAGUAUCAUGAUGCUGAACGGGAUUGUACAUCUGCUCUCGCUUUACCCAAGGGUAAGAGCAAUAUCAAGGCGUUGUAUAGAAGAGGUCUUGCUAGGAAAGGCCUGGAAAAGAUUGAAGAGGCUCUCAGCGAUAUGGAGGAAGUGCUGCGAUUAGAUAAGAGUAAUACGGCCGUCAAGCCAGAGUUGGAGGAGCUCCAGGAGAUGAAGACUAAAAUGGAUCAAGAGAAGAAGAAGCCCUCUCGACGACCCCUCACCCCUCCAAUUUUGCCAAAACCCCUACCGAAAAAGUCCAGCAAUCCACCAAAGUCGGAAGACGUAUCUGAUCUGACGAAUCUUACUCAAGACCUUGGACUAAAGUCUACAUCUUCUCGAUCUCCGGAGGAGAAGAAAGAGAGUUCGUUCGCGGCUAUACGUAAAUCUCGCGAUGGGAAGAAAAUGUCUUUUGUAGGCGAAAGUACUUCUCAGCUAUCAAAACAACCCCAAGAUAAAGAAGCUGCUACAGACGCUGCUCUUUCCGCCAUCUUUCCUCCAUCGAAACCUCGUGUCACGUCCACCUCCGGAUCCAAAAAGCCGGCAGCCUCAACAAUCAACGUAAACUCUACACCAAGCACUUCAGCUUUACCCCCACUGCCCACUUCUUUGGAUACCACUUCAACAUCCCCUGGUGCCGGUCUGAGCUUACUCCGUUACUUUACGUCGUCACCCACCUACAACUUUUCACUCUUAUCACUCUAUCCAGCAGAAAAUAUACCAAUAAUCCUGGGUACAUUGCUGGAACCCGAUACCUUGGGUUUUCUGCUGCUUGCUUUGGACGAAGGUGCAAGUAAAGGAACCGAAACGGACAAAGAAAAUGUCAAGAAGAUUUUAGAAGGUCUGAGACAGACGAAGAGGUGGAAGAUGAACAUUGGAAUGCUUAGUACGGAUGAGAAAAAGGCAGGGGAGAAUGCUUGGAAAUCAUGCGGAGGGAUCGGUAGCUGGAUAUAAUGACCAUUUGCUCGUCAAACAUGGUAUGCAGUAUGCCGGUAAUGGGCUCGAACACGGACGUUAUCCUUCCAAGCAAUGUUGGGUGCUGCCACCCAGACCGUACUGAUAGUGCAGCUGUAGGGAUCUGCUAGCAUCUACUUGGUUACCCUCGUAAGAAUGUGAGCACCGCAUCAUAUGCCAGAACAGUUUUUUACGCCGUGCUCAUCGAGAAGGCAUGCACACGCUCCGGAAGAAUGAAGGAGGAGCGAAAGGCUAUUUUUAUAUUGCCAAUCGAUAAAAAUUACAUAUAGAGAUCCGACAUAAACAGCAGGACUCCGCAAUCGUUCCCAUGAUGGGGUUGGCUACUUGAGAUUUUCAGAGAUGGAUCGUCUCUUUUGCCCGGCACGACCAGCUGGAAGGGACUUGAAUUGGUCUGUAUUACAACUUAUAGCGGCAACAAUCCUCAGAUCUCGAGGAGCAGCUUUCGGAUGCCAUGGUAUGCAUUAGUAGGUUGAUAUAUACUUUCUGCAGAUAAAAAAUCCGAGAUCAGGAACUGGAU
Messenger RNA from Cryptococcus deneoformans JEC21, 1796 nucleotides. RefSeq names its product expressed protein. Gene Ontology annotation, cellular component: cytosol; mitochondrion. Gene Ontology annotation, molecular function: heat shock protein binding. NCBI's taxonomy places the organism in Eukaryota, Fungi, Basidiomycota, Tremellomycetes, Tremellales, Cryptococcaceae. Bases 101 to 1258 code for a protein of 385 amino acids. The record is from RefSeq and is a predicted model, not a curated record. The transcript has 6 exons.